UCACUUCUAGCAGCUUUGGGAUCUAUACAAUUUGUCUCAAACAUCGCCUUUGCCUACUUUGUUUUGAACAAAACAGUGACAAUCAAAGUAUUGGUAGCUACUGCCUUUAUUGUUCUUGGAAACAUCUUUCUUGUAGCCUUUGGCAACCACCAGUCACCUGUUUACACGCCGGAGCAGUUGGCUGAGAAGUACAGCAACAUUACGUUUCUUCUUUACAGUCUCACUUUAGUCUUAGUCGUUGCUUUACAUCAUUCAAUAUACAAGAGAGGAGAAUUAUUGCUUGCUGUACCGAUGAAUGAAAAUAAGCCCUGUUGGCGCAUGCUGCUUCCAUUUUCAUAUGCAGUUGUUUCAGGUGCUGUUGGAUCAUGUUCAGUAUUGUUUGCAAAGUCUCUUUCAAACAUGUUAAGAUUGUCCAUGUCAAGUGGUUAUUCAUUGCACAGCUGGUUCACGUAUUCCAUGCUCCUGUUGUUUCUUAGUACAGCUGGAUUUUGGAUGGCACGGUUAAAUGAAGGACUUUCGUUCUUUGAUGCGAUACUUAUUGUCCCUAUGUUUCAAAUCGCUUGGACUUUUUUCUCCAUUUGUACAGGAUUUGUGUACUUUCAGGAAUACCAGUUGGAGUGUACAUAUUNAACAACAAUGUUCAUUCUUGGAAUGAUUUCUGUGUUUGUGGGCAUUUCUUUGCUAGCACCAGAUGAAUCAAAAGGAGGUGAAGUGAAGGAUGGUUCUUUAGUUUCAACAACUUCAAAUUUGUCGCAGGAUGAGGAGAGGCUGUUCAUGCAAUCUGAAGACUCCCAAAUUAAGGAUAUAAGAUCAUUUGGACGAGUUAUGCUGAUGAAAACUGCUAAUAUGAUUGUCAAGGCAAAGGCUGCAUGUUCAGUAUCACUAGGCUUCGGGGGAGACUCGCUUCAUGCAUCUUCAGUGCUGGUGAUGCCCAUGGUCUCGUCGAAAAUAACCGGCUUCCGAGGAGGUGGUCUUGAUCGGGCUAAAUUAUUAUCUGCUCGAGGCCCAGGUUGGAGCAAAUUUGCAGUUGAUGAGGAUGGUGAGACAAUCCUGGAGACAACUGCAAUGCUGCCCCAAGUUUACGACAAACUACGCUGGACUGCGAGGCAAGAUUUGGACACUUCUGCACUAGCUGCUGGCAGUUGAUAGUUUGAGAUUGUGUGAUUGUUUUUCUAGUGUAAAUAGUGUUUUGGUUUCCUGUCCGGUGCAUGUGAUUCUGGCUGCCACGUGAUCAACUGCAUAACCCUAAAAUAGAUGAUUCUUUUAGAAAUAUGAACUCUAGAUAUACUAAGGUCAAGAAUUUCGAUUAAUUGAUAGGAGUGGGGUGGGACAACUAAUAACAGUUCGAAACUUCGAUGGUCCAUAUCGAGCCAAGUAGUUAGACAAACACAAAACUGCUCGUCUAGAAUUACAUAUCUUUAUAUGCGUGUUGUACGGAAAAUAGUAGAAGUUCAGAUGCGGCUUUGGUAGUUCAUUGGGCACCGCCCACAUUUUAUAUUAAGUGAACCUUUUUCUCUGCCUA
Messenger RNA from Nicotiana tabacum (common tobacco), 1522 nucleotides. Lineage: Eukaryota; Viridiplantae; Streptophyta; Magnoliopsida; Solanales; Solanaceae. The record is from RefSeq and is a predicted model, not a curated record.